Diospyros lotus (date-plum) is the source of this 603-nucleotide messenger RNA. RefSeq lists its product as uncharacterized. The coding region runs from base 1 to 603 and encodes 200 amino acids. Lineage: Eukaryota; Viridiplantae; Streptophyta; Magnoliopsida; Ericales; Ebenaceae. The record is from RefSeq and is a predicted model, not a curated record. The transcript has a single exon.
AUGGAGUUUGAAUCCAACCUGACUACAAUUGCUUCACAAGUGUUUGAUGGCACCAACUACCAGAUGUGGACAGUGCGCAUGGAGACCUAUUUGGAGGCCCUAGAUCUCUGUGAGGCAGUGGAAGAGGACUAUGAGAUACCUGCACUUUCUGCUAAUCCUACUAUGGCAAAAAUAAAAGCACACAAGGAGAAAAAGACCAGGAAAUCAAAGGCAGAAGCUUGCCUAUUUGUAGCAGUGUCACCAAUAGUUUUCACUCGAAUUAUGUCAUUCAAAUCAGCAAAAGAGAUAUGGGACUAUCUCAAGAGUGAAUAUGCAAGUGAUGAAAGAAUUAAGAGCAUGCAAAUUCUUAAUUUAAUAAGAGAAUUUGAACUUCAAAGGAUGAGAGAGUCUGAGUCCAUCAAGGACUAUUCUGACAAGUUGUUGGGCAUAGCAAACAGAGUUAGAUUGCUGGGAGCAGAAUUUAAAGACUCAAGGAUUGUAGAAAAGAUUCUUGUCUCAGUCCCUGAGAAGUAUGAAGCAUCAAUUACUGCUCUUGAGAAUACUAAAGAUUUGUCAAAAAUUGCUCUUGCAGAAUUGCUAAAUGCUCUUCAAGCACAAGAGUAG